This is a messenger RNA of Heterobilharzia americana, 447 nucleotides long. Lineage: Eukaryota; Metazoa; Platyhelminthes; Trematoda; Strigeidida; Schistosomatidae. The record is from the annotation of a GenBank genome assembly.
AUGGUAUCAUUUCGUUCAUUGAAUACCUGUUGUCAAUACGUCCACAGUGAUAUAUACAUUGGACUACUUAUCAAUAAGAUGACCGUUCCAACUUCACAUGAUGACAACUUCCAAGUACGAUUUGAUUUUGAAGAAGAAUAUAAAGAACUCAAUGCUCAGUUGGAUGCGUUAGCAACUUGUCUAGAUAUAUUAGAGGCGAAAAGUAAAAAGCUAUGCGAUGAGGCCAAACACUUGGUGAUUGAAUGUAAAGUGCAAAGAAAUGAAAUACCUUGAUCAAUUUCAAUAGUAUUUCCUGAGUUGAUUCAGCUCCGCUGUUUCUAUUUAUUUUACAUAUGGGAUACUUUUGUCAUAUUUUUGCCUUGAUUAUUUAUCAUAACUUUGUGUUUGAUUAACUGUAUUAUGUAGAUACAUGUAUGUGUAUCCAAUCCUAAGAAACAAUAAUGAUCA